AUGCGGCGGUGGUUCGCGGUGGCGGAGGACCUGAGCCGCGCGCUGCACGGGUUCCUGGUGUUCGAGGUGUCGUGGCGCGACGUGCACGGCAUCAACUACCUCAACGAGCUGCUCUCCGACACGUCCCUGGCGCUGGAGGCCCGGUACAUGAAGAAGUGGGAGUUCUACAGCGCGGAGCAGGCCGCCGGGUGCACCCACCUCUGGUUCCUCGGCCGUGCCGCCGAGGCCCGUGCCCUGCGUGGCUACCUCGCCGCCCUCCACGCGCACUCCGACCCCAGCGAGCAGCUGGAGGAGUGCGGCAUCGCGCUGCGCCGGACGUGCUCGUCCUCGUCCCUCAGCGCCGUCUCCGAGGACGACGACGACGUCCCCGGCGGCGGAGAGCCGGACCAUAGCAGGCCCCGGUACUCGUCGGAGGCCGAAGGCAUCGUGAGCUCGCCGUCGGCGUCGGCCCGGGCCCGGCGGGCGCGCGCCGAGUCCCCGUUCGUGGCCCCGGCGCAGUACAGCGACACGCUGAUCCUGCUCCGGUUCCGGGACAGCCUGCUGCCGCUGAAACUCCGGAGGAUCAUCAUGUCGGACAUCCGGCUGCUGACGCUGCUCGAGUCCGGGCUCCCGCCGUGGGUGAUCUUCUUUCAGUCGUACCCGCUGCUGUGCCAGCUGUACAGGCCGUGGAUGCGGCCGCUGGCGCGAAGCCUCUACCUGCUGGCGUCGCUCGCCACCUUGCUCAUCGGCUUCUACGACCUGUACAAGAACGUGCCGCUGCUCAAGUCCGCGGCGGCGCGCAUCUGCGGCCCGCUCUUCGGCUGGAUCGAGAGGUGGGACAUGGUGACCCGGAUCCAGUACCUGGGCACCAUCCUCUUCCUCCGCAACCUCCGCAAGUGCCUGCAGAGCCUAGCGGCGCUGCUGCGGGCGGCGCGGGCGGUGCUCCGGACCGUGGCGGCGCCGCUGGCGGGGGCGCUGGGGCCCGUGCUGGCCGCCUGUGGGGAGGUUUGCGGGCUGGUGGCGUCGGGCCUGGCCCCGGCGUGGGCGCUGGCGGUGGACCUGGCGGAGGUGGUGUGGGCGCCGUUCGACAUGGUGCUGGACAGCGUGGCGGGGUGCCUGUGUCCGCUGCUGCAGGUGGCGAUGCUGCCGGCGCGCGGCGCGGCGGCGCUGGCGGGGUGCGCCGGCGCGCUGCUCUCGGCCACCUACAACUUCGGCAAGGACAUCUGGGAGACCAUGAGCAGCAUCUUCGAGCUCAACCACAUGUCGGAGGCGCAGCAGGGCGCCUUGGACAUGUCGCAGAUCAAGACGCUCUGGAACGAUCUCUUCUCCCAGAUCUUCCGCGCCAUCAGGGGCAUACUCAAUGGCAUAUCGGUGUUCUUCGCGUCCUGCAAUAGGCACAGGCUCAGCAUCUACAACCAUGCGCAGUCGAGGCUGCGGCACAUGCUCCGCGUCGCUAGGCUGGCGCCGACCCCAUGUCGAUGCAAGCACAAGGCGAGACGCCGUCCGGGGCAAAACAAAGAGGAUGAUGCAGCGGCAGUGGAAUGUGAUGUCUGCAAGUGAUCACAUAUAUGCAUAUGUCAUCUCAGACCCCCAUACCAAUGUAGCCAUAUGCGUACUCAUAAGUGUUAACAUUGUGACACAUAGCAGCGAAUACUUUACUUGCCAUGAUGAAGUGACUCAAAAGGUGAGUGAUCAGCAAAUUAGGCCCCGUAAGUGGUGGCUG
Molecule: messenger RNA, 1702 nt
Organism: Setaria italica (foxtail millet)
Lineage: Eukaryota; Viridiplantae; Streptophyta; Magnoliopsida; Poales; Poaceae
Exons: 4
Coding region: 1-1539 (512 amino acids)
Source: RefSeq, a predicted model, not a curated record